AUGUCCGAUCUUCCGAGGGAGAUGGAGGAGGAGGUGCUGUCGAAGCUUCCGGUGACAUCUCUGGGAGAAGUACGAUCGACCUGCAAAAAGUGGAACAGCAUAACGAAAGGUCAUAGCUUUUUGAAGAGGCACAUGGGUGAAUCAGCAGAAGGAGCAUCAAAGAAGAAGCAGAAGCAAAGGAAGGGAAUUGAAAUCAAGGUGGUGAUGUUGCUGGAAAAGAGAGUGUCUUUGAUGAGCGUCAAUCUCCUCUAUCCAUCUAUAGAGCCUAUAGGUAAUAUCAACGCAGAUGGAGUCGACAUAUCUAAAAUCAUUCACUGCGACGGUUUGUUCUUAUGCGUCACCACCGGAGACGAAAGGCUUCUUGUGUGGAACCCUUAUCUCGGACAAAGAAAGUGGAUCGAACCCAGAAAUUCUUACCACAGAUUCGACAGGUACGCUCUCGGAUACGAUAAGAAGAAGAAGCAGCACAAAGUCUUGAGAUUUGCGAAUGGUUACGACACGAGAGUCAAGCACCGAGUUUCUGAGCUUGAAAUCUACAGUUUGGACUCUGAUUCGUGGAAGCUUGUUGAUGAUUUCUCUCCGGACUGGCGUGUGGAGUUGUAUCAACGUGGCUUGUCUCUAAAGGGCAACACUUACUGGUAUGCUCAUGACAAGAGCCCGACAAGUGGUCCACUAAAGACAUUCGAUCUCGCAGAUUUCCUAAUCUGUUUUGAUUUCAAAACGGAGAGAUUUGGACCGCGUCUGCCUCUGCCUUUCCACGGUUUCGUUGGAGACACUGCGACGCUUUCAAGUGUUAGAGAAGAGCAGCUCGCGGUGCUGUUUCUGAAAUUCGGUACACCUGCACACACACUCAAGAUAUGGAUUAGUAGUAAGAUUGAGCACAAUGCAGUGUCGUGGGGCAGCUUGUUCUUAGCUGUUGAUAUGAGACCACUCAUUGGUGUUCGGGUUUACAAUCACGCUGGAAGUUUCUUUGUUGACGAGGAGGAGAAGCUCGCUCUGGUUCUUCAUAAAGACAAAGGUCAACCUGGCCCCACCGUUCGCAACACUGCUUACAUAUUUGGUGGUAAUGGUGGUAAUGGAUACCUCAAACAAGUUGAUCUUGGCCAAUGUAGAGACAUGUAUUGUUACCCGCUUGUGUACUCUUACGUUCCAAGCUCACUGCAAAUCGAGCAACCGGAACACACCUUAAUCUAUUAG
This is a messenger RNA of Microthlaspi erraticum, 1197 nucleotides long. The record is from the annotation of a GenBank genome assembly. Lineage: Eukaryota; Viridiplantae; Streptophyta; Magnoliopsida; Brassicales; Brassicaceae.